CGACAGCUGCCCCGGAGCCUGGACUUUCUCCCACACGAGAAAACGUUUCGGCGUGGUUUGAACGAUCACUAACCUUCGAACCUGGGAUAAAAGGAAAACUAUAUUUCUUGCUGAGCAAGAUCACAACUGAGAGACCCCAAAGUGGUGGCAUCUCUCGUCCAUCAGAAUGUCAAGAUGGCACGCCUACUCCUCCCCACAGGCAGUGAUGUGUUCCGCCCCUUUACUUUGGAGUCACUCGCCGAGAUUGAGCGGCGAAUGGCAGAAGAAGCCGUCGAACAGGAGCAGAUGAAGGCCCAAAAUAUUGAGGUCGAUGAGGAGGACCUGCCCAAACCCAACAGUGAUUUGGAGGCGGGAAAAGCCCUACCAUUCAUCUAUGGAGACCCUCCAUCAGAGCUCCUCAACGUACCUCUUGAAGAGUUGGAUCCAUUCUACAAAGCACAAAAAACGUUCAUCGUGAUCACCAGAGGGAAUACAAUAUAUCGAUUCAAUGCUGAACCUGCCUGCUACAUUCUAAGUCCCUUCAGCCGUGUUCGACGAGUAGCCAUAAGAAUACUCAUACAUUCAUUGUUUAGCAUGUUCAUCAUGGUAACCAUCUUGUCAAACUGCGUGUUCAUGACUAUGGGUGACCCUCCAGCCUGGAGCAAAACAGUAGAGUAUGUUUUCACUGGCAUUUACACCUUUGAGGCAUUGGUAAAAGUGCUGUCCAGAGGCUUCUGCAUUGGAGAUUUCACAUUCCUUCGAGAUCCAUGGAACUGGCUCGAUUUCAUGGUCAUCAGCAUGGCGUACCUUACAGAGUUUGUGGACUUGGGCAAUGUAUCAGCUCUGAGGACUUUCCGUGUUCUCCGUGCCCUGAAAACAAUUACUGUAAUACCAGGUCUAAAAACCAUUGUUGGGGCUCUGAUCCAGUCAGUGAAGAAAUUGGCAGAUGUCAUGAUCCUCACAGUCUUCUGUCUGAGUGUGUUUGCUCUCAUUGGCCUACAACUGUUCAUGGGAAAUUUGCGUCAAAAAUGUGUCCUCUGGCCUCCGAUUGGCUGGAACAACACAGAAGAUCUGACCAUGAACUUUAAUCAAACAGACUUCAAUGACACUGAAGCUACCAACAGUACAUUCAACUACCAGGAAUAUAUUAAUAAUGGAGAGCACUACUACUUUCUACCUGGUCAUCUAGAUCCAUUACUUUGUGGGAACAGCUCUGAUGCAGGGAUGUGCCCCGAGGGGUAUAUAUGCCUGAAAACAGGCCCAAACCCAAAUUACGGCUACACAAGUUACGACAACUUUGCAUGGGCUUUCUUAGCUCUUUUUCGGCUUAUGACUCAAGACUUCUGGGAGAACUUGUUUCAGUUGACCCUCCGUGCAGCAGGGAAGACCUACAUGAUCUUCUUUGUAGUCAUCAUCUUCUUGGGCUCUUUCUACCUGAUCAAUCUGAUUCUGGCUGUUGUGGCAAUGGCGUAUGCAGAGCAGAAUGAAGCCACCAUAGCAGAAGCUAAAGAAAAGGAGGAAGAGUAUGCAAGAAUUAUGGAACAGCUCAAGAAACAAGCUGAGCAGAAGAGUGGGAUGGUAAAUGGCAGUAAGACAUCACUGUCCAGUAAAAAGAAAGAUGAUGAUGACCACAAUCAUGAUGGGAUUGCACUGAAACCCCCCUCAGAUGGAGAGAUGGAUCUUGAGGUCAAAGUGUCGAAUGGAUCCAAAGGAAGUAUAAAUCACCUAGACAUCCCUGAUAUGCAGAUAAGAAAACCCAGUACAGCUACAGACAAUGCUUUAGAUGAGUUGGAGGAUACUCAAAGACCAUGUCCUCCCUGCUGGUACAAGUUUGCUGAUAUAUUCCUGAAAUGGGAUUGCUGCAUGCCAUGGGUAAAAUUCAAGAGGUUUGUCUGCUUAAUUGUGAUGGACCCUUUUGUGGAUCUGGGGAUUACCAUCUGCAUUGUACUCAACACGGUGUUCAUGGCAAUGGAGCACUAUCCAAUGACUGAAGAAUUUGAAAACAUGUUGACUGUUGGAAACCUGGUUUUCACAGGUAUCUUCACAGCAGAGAUGGUCCUAAAACUCAUUGCACUGGACCCAUAUUAUUACUUCCAGGUUGGCUGGAACAUAUUUGACAGCAUAAUUGUGACCAUGAGUCUGGUGGAGCUGGGCUUGGCCAAUGUCCAGGGGUUGUCUGUACUGAGGUCCUUCCGUCUGAUGCGUGUGUUCAAACUGGCAAAGUCUUGGCCCACUCUUAACAUGCUGAUAAAGAUCAUUGGUAACUCUGUGGGUGCCCUUGGAAACCUGACCCUCGUCCUAGCAAUUAUUGUCUUUAUCUUUGCUGUGGUGGGCAUGCAGCUUUUCGGAAAGAGCUACAAAGAUUGUGUGUGUAAGAUCUCAGAGGAUUGCGAGCUACCUCGCUGGCACAUGACAGAUUUCUUCCAUUCAUUCCUCAUCAUCUUUCGUGUCUUGUGUGGGGAAUGGAUUGAAACCAUGUGGGAUUGCAUGGAGGUGGCUGGCCAAGGCAUGUGCAUCGUCGUCUUCAUGAUGGUCAUGGUUAUUGGAAACCUGGUGGUGUUGAAUCUCUUCUUGGCUUUGCUGCUCAGCUCCUUCAGUGGGGGCAGCCUGGCAGCAUCUGAUGAUGAGGGGGAGAACAAUCUGCAGAUUGCCAUUUCUAGAAUCACACGAGGCAUUGACUGGGCAAAGGCCUUCGUUAUCAGACAUGCGAGACAGUUGCUGGGCAUGAAGCCAAAAGAAGAAUGCAAGAAAGAAAACGAAGAGGGCAAUAACUUUGACCUGAAAAUGGUGGAAGGUGUGUCAGGGUGGGAUGACAAGGGUCAAUCUGGUGGGGCUGUCGUGUAUUCCAGUAUGGCGGUUAUCAAAGUGCCUAUAGCCAGUGGUGAAUCUGAUGAUGAUGGUGACAGCACUUCUGAGGAUAAAGACAAAGAGGCCAUUGAUGGAAAUAAUUCAAUGAAAGAUGGAGAUGAAUCUUCAACAUGCAGCACAGUGGACAAACCUCCUGAGGUACAAGUGGAAUUAGAGGUUGAAGAGGAUUCCAACAUCCCUGAGGACUGCUAUACAGAAAAUUGCAUCAGGCGAUGUCCUUGCUUGGAUGUUGACAUAACCCAAGGUAAAGGGAAGACAUGGUGGAACUUUCGUAAAACCUGCUAUGCCAUUGUGGAACACAGCUACUUUGAGACCUUUAUCAUCUUAAUGAUCCUCCUCAGUAGUGGAGCUUUGGCAUUUGAGGACAUAUACAUUGAACAACGGAGAAUGAUUAAAAUCAUCCUUGAAUAUGCGGAUCAGGUCUUUACCUAUGUGUUUGUCAUUGAGAUGCUUCUGAAAUGGGUAGCCUAUGGCUUUAAGGUCUAUUUCACAAAUGCAUGGUGUUGGCUGGACUUUCUCAUCGUUGAUGUGUCUCUAAUCAGCUUGACUGCAAAUAUUUUAGGCUACUCUGAACUGGGGGCCAUUAAAUCUCUCAGAACUUUGAGAGCUCUGAGACCUUUAAGGGCUCUCUCCAGAUUUGAAGGAAUGAGGGUGGUGGUAAACGCCCUGGUGGGGGCCAUCCCCUCCAUCUUCAACGUUCUCCUGGUGUGCCUUAUCUUUUGGCUUAUCUUCAGCAUCAUGGGAGUGAAUCUUUUUGCUGGAAAGUACUACUACUGCUUCAACAGAACAUCCGAAGAGAUGUUCCUUCCCUCUGAGGUCAACAAUAAGACUCAGUGCUUCGACCUCAUAGAGGCUGGUCAUGAUGAGGUGCGAUGGAUGAAUCUGAAGGUCAACUUUGACAAUGUAGGCAUGGGCUACCUCUCCUUACUGCAAGUGGCAACUUUUAAAGGAUGGAUGGACAUCAUGUAUGGUGCUGUGGAUUCCCGUGAGAUUGAAAUGCAGCCGGUGUAUGAGGAAAACCUCUAUAUGUACCUUUACUUUGUUAUUUUCAUCAUUUUUGGCUCCUUCUUCACCCUCAACCUAUUCAUUGGUGUCAUCAUUGAUAACUUCAACCAACAGAAGGCAAAGAUAAGAGGUAAAGACAUCUUCAUGACAGAGGAGCAAAAAAAAUACUACAAUGCCAUGAAGAAACUUGGCUCCAAGAAACCACAGAAACCUAUUCCAAGGCCUGUGAACUGCUUUCAAGGCUUCGUAUUUGACCUGGUUACCAAGCAGUUCUUUGACAUCUCCAUUAUGGUGCUGAUCUGCCUGAACAUGGUGACCAUGAUGGUGGAGACAGAUGACCAGAGUGAAGAGAAGGAAAACAUUCUGUACUUUAUCAAUUUUGUCUUCAUUGUGCUCUUCACCGGGGAGUGUGUUCUGAAGCUCACCGCCCUACGGCAUCACUACUUCUCUGUUGGGUGGAACAUAUUUGAUUUUGUAGUGGUCAUUCUUUCAGUCGUAGGUCUUUUGCUGGCAGACCUUAUUGAGAAGUAUUUUGUCUCGCCUACCCUUUUCCGUGUCAUCAGACUGGCCAGAAUUGGCCGUGUUCUGCGGCUCAUUCGGGGCGCGAAAGGUAUCAGGACGUUACUGUUUGCGCUAAUGAUGUCACUUCCAGCCCUUUUCAACAUUGGCCUACUUCUUUUCUUAAUUAUGUUCAUUUUCUCAAUAUUUGGCAUGUCCAACUUUGCUUUUGUAAAAAAAGAAGCAGGCAUUGAUGACAUGUUCAAUUUUGAGACUUUUGGGAACAGUAUCAUAUGCUUGUUCAUGAUCACAACGUCUGCUGGCUGGGAUGGACUUUUGUCACCUAUUCUCAAUAGUCCGCCAGAUUGUGACCCAGAUAUAGAAAACCCGGGCUCAAUGAUCAGAGGCAACUGUGGGAGCCCUGCAGUGGGAAUUGUCUUCUUCUGCAGCUACAUUGUCAUGUCUUUCCUUGUUGUAGUCAAUAUGUACAUAGCCAUUAUUCUUGAGAACUUCAACGUAGCAACAGAAGAGAGCAGUGACCCCUUGUGCGAGGAUGACUUUGAGAUGUUCUAUGAAACCUGGGAAAAAUUUGACCCUGACGCCUCUCAGUUUAUCGAUUACAGUAUGCUGUCUGAAUUCUGUGACACGUUGAAAGAGCCACUGAGAAUCCCAAAACCAAACACACUGAAGUUGAUCACAAUGGACCUUCCCAUGGUCCCUGGAGAUAAGAUCCACUGUCUGGACAUUCUUCUAGCCCUUACUACAGAGGUUCUGGGAGAUUCUGGGCAAAUGGAUGGAAUGAAAGCCACUAUGGAGGAAAAAUUCAUGGCAAACAACCCUUCAAAAGCUUCAUAUGAGCCAAUUACUAGCACUCUAAGACAAAAGCAAGAGGAGGUGGCAGCUUUGACUAUUCAGAGAGCAUUCCGCAAGCACGUGCUUAAACGCUCAAUCAAGCAUGCCUCAUAUAUCUACAGAGAGAAGACAUGCUCAAAGAAAAAUGAUGAGGAGGUUCCAGAGAAAGUAGGCAUGAUAGCUAAGACAAUGAGCCAUCUCUAUGGAGAUCAGGCCAUUGAGGAUGAUGACGACAAUGCUUUCGGAUUCUCUUUCCCUCAACGAGUACAAAAACAGCCCAGGGCUAGGUUUCCCCCAGUCAAGGUUCAGAGUGAAGUGAUCUUGCACUCUGCCCCCUUGCCCAACCAUGACUCCUCAACCAAUGUCGAAGACUUGAAGGAGUCCAUUGUGUAGCAUGUUCCGCCAGUGGUAUAAAAUGAACCGUUAUAAUGCACCAAAAUACUGAGACCCCUCAGGAGACUGUUUGUUCAUCUUCAGAGUUAAAUUCUGGCACACAUAGCCAGUAUGAAAUAACUUAAGAACAGGGAUGGCAAAGAAAUGCAAUCAAUGUAAUGCAAUCGAAGGCUCCUUGCGUACUAGUACUGCCCUUGAGAAGACAAUCACCAACCGUUUGUCAAAUGGCAUUGGAAAUGACUGGGCUGUGAACUUGGUGCCCAAGUACAGAUAUCACUGUGGCAUUUAAUAUUUUUGAUCCACAAAACCUUAGAGAACACUAAAGAAGUGAAUGAUUUGAAUAAGAACUAUAUUUUUGUAAAAGCUAUAAAUUGUAAGCACAACAAUAAUGGUCACUAGUCAUUCAAACAGGACAAGAAAUUUGAUUUAAAGCAUUCACACGGAAUGUAGCCCACACUUACCACCACUUGAACAAAUUCAGAUUGAGAGCCUUAAACUUUUUGUAGCAUCUGACUUUAUUGCAUUUAAUAUUCAACUAUUUGAGAGAGGUAGUUAAUUUUACUUUUAAUUUUACAGAAUUACUUUUCACAGUUCAGUGGGAUGUGUUUCAUAAUUAACAUUUUGUUCUGAUAAUGACUUUGCAGUUUAUAAUAUUUAAACAUUUAACAAUGGCAAAAUUGUCAAUUAAUCAGUAUUUAAUAAAGCAUAUUAGUCUUAAUAGUUCACUUCUUUAUAUAGACCUUACUAACAGUAAUUUAAUGGACUAAAUAAAACAGCAGUAGUGUUGUAAACACUACCUAGUAAGCCUUAAGUCAAAUGAAAGUGUAAACUAUUGUUGGCCAGAAUAAUGCAAACAUGGAUUCUGUAAUGUUAUACUUUGAUUUUUGCCCAAUGAGCCUUUUCCAGCUUAUGGGAUAUACAUGAAAAUUGUUAAUUCCAAGUAUAAAGUCUGUGAAAUCCUUGGCAUAUUGCUGUGGGUUGAAUAGUUUUUAUUUCAUUUUUUACUUUACUUAUUUGUCAUUUAAUAUGAGCCAGAUAUGGGAUAGGGCGAUAUGGUAAAGGAUAGGAUGGAACUUUUAACUAUCCCAUGAAGGAAACUACAAUGCAACAGCCAAUUGCCAUAUACACAAAUAUACAAUAAAAAUAAAAUAGAAUAUAGAAUAUAAAUAACCAAGAAAUGCUAAAUUUGCACAAUAAUAAUAAAAAAAAUAAAAAUAAAAAAAAAUGCAUUUGAACAACACAUAACAGCAUUUAAAAAUUUUGCUGCUAAGAAGCUCUAAUUUCAUAAGGAGUCUUUUCUUUAUUGCUUGUUGUUUUACAUCAUUUUGCAUUGAAAUUGUGAGAAUUAUUUUUAUUUUUGGAGACAAAUUUCAUGUAAUUAAAUAUUUACUGGCUAAAUUUAAAUAUACAGUGUUUAAUUAACCCCCCCCCCCCAGUCAUACUUUGGGGGGGGGGGGGGCAGGCAACCACAAUGUGAACAAAAGAAUGCACAUGGCAGAAUGGUAUUAUUCCAAGAAGCCAGAUGCUUUAUUCUAUUGAAAAAGGAAAGAGUUUUUAUUUUAUUUACUAAAUUAUUUCUUUUCUGCUUCCUAAUAACCCAUGUUUUGUGGUUGCCCUAGUUCAACAUUUGUUGAGUGAUAUGGAUGUUAAGUCUUGUUACAUAAAAUCCAAUUUAUCUAACAAACUGAUGAAAUGCCCAAAGCUUCAAAAUCCAACUAAACAGAAAUAUUAAACAGUAGUGCAAUGAAAGAAAACCCUCAGAAAGAUUAUUUUAGUACUUUAUUGUUACACUUUGUUUACUAAACUUUCAUUGACACCUCUUGCUCCCAGUAUCUGUUACUUUGUCACACCUGCCAAAUGCAUGUUGUGGAUAAUGUUGCAAGCAUUUAAACAACUG
Myxocyprinus asiaticus (Chinese sucker) is the source of this 7492-nucleotide messenger RNA. Its product is annotated as sodium channel protein type 4 subunit alpha B-like. The coding region runs from base 175 to 5595 and encodes 1806 amino acids. Lineage: Eukaryota; Metazoa; Chordata; Actinopteri; Cypriniformes; Catostomidae. Gene Ontology annotation, biological process: neuronal action potential; sodium ion transmembrane transport; membrane depolarization during action potential. The transcript is spliced from 26 exons. Gene Ontology annotation, molecular function: calcium ion binding; voltage-gated sodium channel activity; protein binding. Gene Ontology annotation, cellular component: plasma membrane; axon; voltage-gated sodium channel complex. The record is from RefSeq and is a predicted model, not a curated record.